Messenger RNA from Drosophila suzukii, 781 nucleotides. RefSeq names its product protein D3. NCBI's taxonomy places the organism in Eukaryota, Metazoa, Arthropoda, Insecta, Diptera, Drosophilidae. The record is from RefSeq and is a predicted model, not a curated record.
ACUCGUUUCAGUUGCUGACAGACCUUGUUCGGGCGCAGAGGAGAUCUCUGUUACUCCAAAGUUUUCUUUUUGUUUUUAUCACAAAUUUUUCUACAAAGAUGCUUUUGGUUCUACUGCCGUUAAUGAGCUGCUUGCUGGCCGUUCAAGCAAACUCAGUGGAAGAGGUUUUUCGAUCCCAUGAGGUAGUCCCCGAUGUCAUUCCCGAGCCGCCAAACCAGUUAUUAAAGGUCACGUACAGCAACAACCUGGUGGCCAAGGAUGGAGUGGAGCUUACGCCUACGCAGGUGAAGGAUCAGCCGACCGUGGAGUGGGACGCGCAGCCCGCCGACUUCUACACGCUUAUCAUGACGGAUCCCGAUGCACCUAGCCGAGCGGAGCCCAAGUUCCGCGAGUUCAAGCACUGGGUUCUGGUCAAUAUCGCCGGCAAUGACUUGACCAGCGGUGAUGCGAUCGCCGAAUAUAUUGGCUCCGGUCCUCCCCAGGGAACGGGUCUGCAUCGCUACGUCUUCCUGCUGUACAAACAAUCCGGCAAACUGGAAUUCGACGAGGAACGUGUGAGCAACAAAUCACGAAAGGAUCGGCCCAAAUUCAGUGCCGUCAAGUUCGCCAAGAAACAUCAGCUGGGCACUCCCAUCGCCGGAACUUUCUACCAAGCCCAGUACGAUGACUAUGUGCCUAAACUGCACAAGCAACUUUCGGAAAAUUGAUGUUCUUUUCUGUACAUUUUAAGCCAAUAAGCAGUCAUUUGAAGACUUUACAAAAUAAAACAUUUUAAAUAAAG